AUGGCCCUGCUGGUGAUAGGUGUGCAGCAGAGAGCUCGCACCAUGGCAAGUCUGUAUCCGUUCUGGCAGAACGACACAAAAACACCCAAAGUUGAUGAUGGAAGCUCUCCCGAGAUCAAGAUCUCUGUCCCAUUCAUCUUUUUUGGCACCCCAUACAGAAGCAUUUACGUCAACAACAACGGCGUGAUCUCCUUCAACUCUCUGGUCAGCCAGUUCACCCCAGAAGCUUUCCCCCUGACGGACGGCCGGGCCUUCGUCGCGCCCUUCUGGGCUGACGUGCACAAUGGCAUCCGGGGAGAAAUCUACUACAGGGAGAGCACGGACCCCGAGCUGCUGAGGAGAGCUUCCAAAGACAUCCGCAAGCACUUCAAGGACAUGUCCUCUUUCUCUGCCAUCUGGAUCUUCAUUGUCACCUGGGAGGAGGUCACUUUCUAUGGUGGAAGCAGCACAACUCCGGUAAACACGUUCCAAGCCGUCCUGAUCACUGACGGGGUGUCGUCUUUUGCCAUAUUUAACUACCAUGAAAUCAGCUGGACGACGGGGACAGCCAGUGGAGGGGACCCCCUGACCGGCCUUGGAGGGGUGAUGGCUCAGGCUGGCUUCAAUGGUGGAAAUAUCACCAACUUCUUUAGCAUGCCAGGCUCCAGAACCCCAGACAUAGUCAGUAUUGAAGAAACGACCAAUGUCAACAUCCCUGGGCGCUGGGCUUUCAAAAUAGAUGGCAGAGAAAUAGAUCCAGCCCAUGGCUGCAGCCUGAGAGGGCAGUUUCUCCGUCAAGGGGAGAUCUUCUGGGACAAUACCAACUGCACCACCAAGUGCCGCUGCCUGGACUUCAACAAUGAGAUUUUCUGCCAGGAGGUGGCUUGCGGCCCCUUUGAAGCGUGCGAGCCGAAGACCAAGUUCUUCCAGUGCGUGCCGGUGGAGAGCAGCACCUGCGUGGUGUUCGGAGAUCCACAUUACCACACCUUCGACGGCUUCCUCUUUCACUUCCAGGGUUCCUGCUCCUACCUCCUCACCAGGCAGUGCUGGCCAGGCUCCCAGCUGCCCUACUUCAACGUGGAGGCCAAGAAUGAGAACCGAGGCGGCUCCUCCGUCUCCUGGCUGAGGGAUAUUUUUGUGGAGGUCUACUCACACAAGAUCGUCCUCCCCAAGGGCAGCUUUGGGAAAGCAAAGGUGGACGACUUGGUGGUGUCCCUACCCAUCUCUCUGGAACUGGGCGCAAUAAAAGUCUAUCAAAGCGGGUUGUCCACGGCCCUGGAGACUGACUUUGGCCUGCUGGUGACCUACGACGGGCAGCACUACGCCUCGGUCUCCGUUCCGGGCUCGUACAUCAACUCCACGUGCGGCCUGUGCGGGAAUUACAACAAAGACCCCGAGGACGAUAUCCUCCGCUCGGACGGGAGGCUGGCCGUGUCCGUGCCAGACCUGGGGGAGAGCUGCUGCGUCUACGACCUCUGCGGGGCGCGGGAUAAUGGCACCGGCCUCUGCCAGGCCAUCCAGGCCUACGCGGCCGUCUGCCAGGCCCUGGGCAUCUCGGUGGGGGAGUGGCGCGCCCAGACGGGAUGCGCCGUGCGGUGCCCGGAGCUCAGCCACUACUCGGUGUGUGCCAGCAGCUGCCCCGCCACCUGCUCGGACCUGACGGCCCCUCUGGCCUGCGCCUCCCCCUGCUCCGAGGGCUGCGAGUGUGACGAGGGCCAC
Molecule: messenger RNA, 1698 nt
Organism: Merops nubicus (carmine bee-eater)
Lineage: Eukaryota; Metazoa; Chordata; Aves; Coraciiformes; Meropidae
Gene: TECTA
Product: tectorin alpha
Exons: 9
Biological process (GO): cell-matrix adhesion
Molecular function (GO): protein binding
Source: RefSeq, a predicted model, not a curated record